Molecule: messenger RNA, 492 nt
Organism: Hordeum vulgare subsp. vulgare (domesticated barley)
Lineage: Eukaryota; Viridiplantae; Streptophyta; Magnoliopsida; Poales; Poaceae
Exons: 1
Coding region: 242-469 (75 amino acids)
Source: RefSeq, a predicted model, not a curated record
AAAACGACUCAGUUACCGGCGCUCCACGUACGCCCUGUCUAGCCGGCCACGCGUCCCGGGGGGGCAGAGCCUGCCUCUAUAUAGCCUGAUGACGGCCAGGCACCAUGCAUCCAUCCCAUCAUCACCAACAACACAGAGGUAGUAGAAUUUAACGAGCAAGCAAGCAAUCAGCCACCAAAAAUCAUUCGAUCGAAACGACAGGCUUGAGCUUCGAGCAAGGACUCUCCGGGGGCUAGCAGCCAUGGCGUCGUCGGUGCCUGGGUGCGUGCAGUGCGGGACGCGGAGCAACCCGUGCCGGUGCAAGGUGGUCGGCCCGACGCUGGGGUUCCUGGCGUUCGUGGUGACCGGGGUGGUGGAGUGGCCGCUGGGCGCGGCGGUCUACCUGUUCCGCCACCGCAAGGGCCGCCGCAUCAUGGGACACCCGGCCAGGGUCGUCUACCCGCGCGUCUCCAGGGCCAUCCCCAUCUAAUCCCUAGCACAUCCUAAUCUAAU